CGUUCAUUAAAAGCAGAUGAGCUCGAGCGCAGCUGCUCUGUACCUGCAGUCCUAUAGGUGCGCCAGGACGCGCGCAGCCUGAACCAUGCGCAGACGCUCUUUUUGGGAAAUACCUUUGCAUUCUGAGUGAUGACUGAUUGCAACUGACACAGAACGAGCCCGUGAGUGACUGUUUGAUCGCUGCCAGCUGAUUUCAUGGAUACAGGAAUUGUGCGCUCUUAUCCACUGUGGAUGGACUGAUCCCACCGUCACUACGCCUCGACGGGGUUUCUCUCGCGCACACCUCGAGCUUCUCCACGUCCCGAGCGCCUCGACGCCGGUUGAUGCCGAGGAUCAUGACCAUGAACGGUGACCACCAGACGGUUGCCACGGCGCCGCUGGAUCUGCGCACCAGCGCCACCCGAGAGCGUGGGAGCGCCGGCUCUGCGAUUCCGGACUGCAAGAGUCGCGCGAGUGACGCCGCGGUGACGGGCGUCUCUCCCGCACCGCCGGCGUGCACGGGCACGGACAGGGGCGGCGCGCUGAACGGCUCCGGCGCGAGGAGCGCACCGGACGCGGCCGCCGGUGCCGCACGCAAGCGGGCGGCGGCCAAAUCUCCGCACCAGCUUCCUUUCCGAAAGCGCCCGUUUCACGCCGAGCCGGAGACGCAGAGGCGAUCGCCGGCUCCCGCGGACGGCGGAGACCGCUCGUCCCCCGCGGGUGAUACGGACCGAACGGUUCCGACCGUGGACCAUCGUCUGGAGAGAAGACCGGUGACUCCCAGGAGGUUUGAAGAGCGGGGACACGCUCUGGAAGUUUACCCUGUGCGCGUGAUGCCCUACUAUAGUCAUUACAACACGGUCCAGAUGUACUGUUGGCCUCCAGAACCAAACGCUCUGGCCCAAACCGAAAGCCUGCUGCCCAGUAUCGCUCUGGCCACGCAUCAGGAUGAAGAUGGAGACACAGCCCUCCACAUCGCCGUGGUGCAGGGGGAGGCGGCCAUGGUCUGCACGCUGAUCGACCUCCUGCUGUGGGCUCACAGGAGCCUUGACGUCUACAACAACCUCCGCCAGACUCCCCUUCAUCUGGCAGUGAUAACCCAGCAGCCGAACAUGGUGGGCGCUUUGCUGAGAGCAGGGGCAGACCCUGCUGCCUUGGAUCGCAACGGCCAAACAGCACUCCACCUCUGCUGUGAAUACAACCAGGCCCAAUGUCUGUCUGUAGCGCUCGCUCGCUCCUCAUCCCCAACCUGCCUGGAGAGCAGGAACUAUGAGGGUUUGACCGCUCUCCAUGUGGCGGUGCUGCAAGGUCACAAGGAUUUGGCCAGAAUGCUGCUGGAUGCAGGUGCAGACAUCAACGCGAUGGACAUUAAAAGUGGUCAGAGUCCUCUCAUGCAUGCUGUGGAGAGCAAUAAUGCAGACAUGGUCCACUUCCUUAUUGAGAAUGGCUGUGAUGUGAACAGCCAGUCAUACAGUGGGAACACAGCUUUGCACAACGCCUGUGGCAGAGGUCAGGUGGACACGGUGCGGCUGCUGCUGAAGAGCGGGGCUGAGAGCGGCCUGAAGAACUACCACAACGACACCCCUGUUAUGGUGGCCAAGAACAAGAAGAUAGCAGAUGUGCUGCGAGGCAGAGGUUCCAAGCCAAGAGGGCCGGACCAGCACUGUGGGUCGGGCUCACCCCAUGGCAGCAGCUUAAUGGAAAACGGGUCCCCGUCAUCGAACCACAGCCGCGGAUGUUCGCCUCCAACACCACAUGCUCCUUAUCACACCACCUCCCAGUCUCCGAAGACCCCAUCUACGCUCGUAUUUCCUUAUUACUAGUGCAGCUGUCGUCUGGUGCCACUUAAAACUACCUCUACAGGGACAUUCUGCAAGAAGACUUGAGUUCCCCCGAAGACACCCAGCAGACGGCUGCGUUGUGCGUUCGAGGACACAAACUCCAGAAGGACUUCAUCUUUUUACGAACUCGCCUUCUUUUCCUGGCGUCACAGUUCUGGCGCCCUCGAGCGCUGUGCUCACCUACUGUGGCUGAAGAGGGUCACUGUCUAAUGACUGGGAACAAACUGUACUGCUACUGUACAAGCUGCUGCACUGGUCCCCACGUACAUCCAUGCACUGUCGUCGUUGGGCCACUGUACGCAGUCAAAACUGACCGUGCGUGCUGUACACUGCCUGGAGAUGCAGUGAAUCAGACGUACAUGAGACUGACCUGCUAGAAAAUAAUAAUAAGAGACGGAGAAUGGAGGGAUAAUGUGCAUCAACUGAUCCCAGGCACGAUUGAACCUGGGCCGCUUUGACACUUUAUUCUUGUAAAAAUCGUAACCACUCUGCUUAUUGUAAGGCCAGACAUUAUAACUUGACACGCGUUUGUGUUGCGCAGUUAGCUUCCUUUCUUCCGCCACGUGAAUGUGUCCUGCCUUUUUGUUUGUGUUCAUGCGAGCAUUCUUGUGUUGUUGUAUCACUGUCUGAAGCCGUGCAUAUUUUUGUAUAAAACGUGUCCAGCACAAACA
This is a messenger RNA of Betta splendens (Siamese fighting fish), 2491 nucleotides long. RefSeq names its product BCL3 transcription coactivator (gene bcl3). The record is from RefSeq and is a predicted model, not a curated record. Lineage: Eukaryota; Metazoa; Chordata; Actinopteri; Anabantiformes; Osphronemidae. Gene Ontology annotation, molecular function: protein binding. The coding region runs from base 324 to 1802 and encodes 492 amino acids. The transcript has 9 exons.